AUGGCCGAUAAUGAGGUGGAUUUGGACUCGAUCAUCGACAGGCUCUUGGAGGUGAGGGGUAGCCGCCCUGGCAAGCAGGUUCAGCUGCUCGAGACAGAAAUCCGUUUCCUCUGCACCAAAGCUCGCGAGAUCUUCAUCUCUCAGCCCAUUCUUCUCGAACUCGAAGCGCCCAUCAAGAUUUGCGGUGAUAUCCACGGUCAAUACUAUGACCUCCUGCGUCUCUUCGAAUACGGCGGUUUCCCUCCCGAGGCCAACUACCUCUUCCUUGGUGACUACGUCGACCGUGGCAAGCAGUCUCUCGAGACCAUUUGCCUCCUCCUUGCGUACAAGAUCAAGUACCCCGAGAACUUCUUCAUUCUGCGUGGAAACCACGAGUGUGCCUCGAUCAACCGUAUCUACGGUUUCUACGAUGAGUGCAAGCGCCGAUACAACAUCAAGCUCUGGAAGACUUUCACCGACUGCUUCAACUGUCUUCCCAUUGCCGCCAUCAUUGACGAGAAGAUUUUCACCAUGCACGGUGGUUUGAGCCCCGACCUCAACUCCAUGGAGCAAAUCCGCCGUGUCAUGCGUCCCACCGAUAUUCCUGACUGCGGUCUCCUGUGCGAUCUCUUGUGGUCCGACCCCGAUAAGGAUAUCACCGGUUGGAGCGAAAACGACCGAGGUGUCUCAUUCACAUUCGGCCCCGAUGUGGUCUCGCGCUUCCUUCAAAAACACGAUAUGGACCUGAUCUGCCGUGCACACCAAGUUGUUGAGGAUGGAUACGAAUUCUUCUCCAAGCGCCAGUUGGUGACACUAUUCAGUGCGCCUAACUACUGUGGUGAAUUCGAUAAUGCCGGUGCAAUGAUGAGUGUAGAUGAGAGUCUGCUCUGUUCCUUCCAGAUCCUGAAACCAGCCGAGAAAAAGCAAAAGUACGUUUACGGUGGCAUGAGCGCCGGCGGUCCCGUCACUCCUCCGCGAAAGCAAAAGAAGAAAUAA
This is a messenger RNA of Penicillium coprophilum, 975 nucleotides long. RefSeq names its product type 1 serine/threonine-protein phosphatase catalytic subunit GLC7 (gene glcA). The transcript has 4 exons. The record is from RefSeq and is a predicted model, not a curated record. The coding region runs from base 1 to 975 and encodes 324 amino acids. Gene Ontology annotation, cellular component: nucleus; cytoplasm. Lineage: Eukaryota; Fungi; Ascomycota; Eurotiomycetes; Eurotiales; Aspergillaceae. Gene Ontology annotation, molecular function: protein serine/threonine phosphatase activity.